Eruca vesicaria subsp. sativa (arugula) is the source of this 807-nucleotide messenger RNA. NCBI's taxonomy places the organism in Eukaryota, Viridiplantae, Streptophyta, Magnoliopsida, Brassicales, Brassicaceae. The record is from the annotation of a GenBank genome assembly.
AUGGUUCUCGUCAGCAUUCGUGUAAGCCAUAUGAUUGUAAAGGCAAUGGAGGAUAGAUAUCCGAAAUGGGGAGAAGAAAAGCCGCCUGAUGAUUUAGAUAACAUGAUAGUUGACAUCCUCAGUGAUCAGCUAAACGACAAGUUUUGGGAUGUAGUGCCACUUACCAAAUGCCACAAGAGAAGAAUUCAUGAAGAAUCGCAUAUUGAUAUGCCCAUACAAAAGUUGCUUGAGGCUGUUAACAACUUGACUGGAGGAGUAGAAACCAUGGAUGUUAGUGUAGCUGAAAGGGUUAUUAAGACAUUGGAAGCUUCUGUACAAGCUCAGAUGGAUGCUAGAAUGGCUUUAUUUGAGACUGAGUUGAAGAACAAGAUGGCCAUACUAGAGGAAGACAUAAAUGUUCUUAAUGGGAAGGAUGAUGAAAAAGUUACAUCCAAUACCGGCAAAUCUAAAGAACAUGAAGAAGACGCUUGCAGCAACACAAUGUCAUGGAUGGUUCAGACAAAAAAAAGUUCAGUUGAUGGAUUACCAAUACAACGCGUCUUCAAGAAAGAGAAGAAUAAGAAGACGGUGCCAGGGAUACAAGUGAAGAUAGAAAAGCCAUUUCCUAUCCCACAGGUAAAUGACCAAUCCAUUUCCGCAGAGAGUUGGGAGGAUCAUCUACAAUGGCAGAAAAGUGCAAAUUGUAGACAGGCGUUAGAAGCAAUAGCUUCAAGUAUUGAGGUGCCUACACAUAAAAGAAAAACCCAACUGACAAAGACUCAGAUUUGGCCAUUUGUAGGGAGUUUAACAGGUAAAGCGUAUCAGUAA